This is a messenger RNA of Scheffersomyces coipomensis, 1024 nucleotides long. RefSeq lists its product as uncharacterized. NCBI's taxonomy places the organism in Eukaryota, Fungi, Ascomycota, Pichiomycetes, Serinales, Debaryomycetaceae. Gene Ontology annotation, biological process: iron-sulfur cluster assembly. The transcript has a single exon. Gene Ontology annotation, cellular component: mitochondrion. The coding region runs from base 112 to 912 and encodes 266 amino acids. Gene Ontology annotation, molecular function: 4 iron, 4 sulfur cluster binding; iron ion binding. The record is from RefSeq and is a predicted model, not a curated record.
AUUCCGUAAAAUUCCUUAAAAUUUCGAAGAGCGUAAACUUUUGAUUUAUAAUUCAAAAAAGCAACCAGUUGAAGAAGAGUAUAUUUCAUUUAUUCAUAUCUAGCUUACACAAUGUUUCUAAUUAAAAAGUCAUUAGUACAACCUAUAAUACGAAGCUCAGGAGCUUUAAGUUCUAGGUUGGUAGCUAAACCAACUUCAGCCACUUUCCUUACAUCAUUCAGAAACUUAUUUAUUCAAACUGUGGAAACACCGAAUGAAAAUGCAUUAAAGUUCUUACCUUCUAUAACCAUCUUAGGGAAUGAGAAUGAAACUCGAGAGUUUUUAAGUGGAAGAGAAGCCGCAUGUUCUCCAUUGGUGGUUAAAUUAUUCAGUAUUGAUGGUAUAAAGUCUAUUAUGUUAGGAUCUAACUUUAUCACAGUUGAAAAAGUAGGUAAUCAAGACUUAGAUUGGUCAUUAAUUAAACCAGAAAUCUUUUCUAUCUUAACAGAAUAUUUAACUAAUGGAUCCCCAAUCAUACUUGAAGAUAGUAAAGUUGGUAAUGAUGUAUUGAUCAAUGAAGAUGAUGACGAGGUAGUAUCUAUGAUUAAAGAAUUAAUAUUUACCAGAAUAAGACCAGCUAUUCAAGAUGAUGGAGGUGAUAUUGAAUUUGUUAAAUUCAGAGAAGAAGACGGAACUGUCUUUUUAAAAUUGAUGGGUGCUUGUCGUUCAUGUGAUUCAAGUUCUGUUACAUUAAAAAAUGGUAUUGAAAGUAUGUUAAAAUAUUAUAUUGAAGAAGUCCAAGCUGUAGAACCUAUAGAAGAAUUAGAAAAGCAAGAGCAAGCACAAGAACAAGAACAAGAAGAAGUUAAAUUCGAAGCGGCAAGUUUAACUCCAAGAAGUAGAGAUAACGAUGUGGUCCCACCAAGCUUGUAAAUAGUAUUUUAAUGAGGACAUUUAUUAUAUAAUCGCUUAGAUUAAACAAUUCCCCAUGUUAAUGUAUGAUAUUUUUUGAAUGAAGGAUUGAUCAAUAUUAUAAACACGCUAA